GAAAGUUUUACUGUAGAAGUAAAAAAUAGAAUUAGUUUUUGAAAGCUGAUAUUAACAAUAAGUAGAAAAGAUGACUAUUAUUAUGUAGACUGUCAUCUGAUGAAUGAUUCUAACGUCAAGGAGAAUUUGGUGACAUUUUCGGUAACUGAAUGAGGUAAAUAAAAUCUCAUACAAUGAUUUAUGAACAAAUCUAUACAUUUUUGACGGCUUGAAUGAAAGAUAUGAAUAGGAAGCCCUUAAGUAAGAAAUAGAUCAAAGUCUUCAAGUCGAUUAUCUUCAACCACUAGUUGCUAACAAAAAUUAAACCUCACUCUUCAAUAACUUUACUCCACCUAACUUGAAUGUUAUGAAGAAUGGAAUAAUACACUAUUACUUCAGUGACUGUAUAAUAAUAGAAAUGAUAGUUCUUGAUGUGGUUGAAAGUCGUUAGUGCAAAAUCCUAGACUGAGUUCCCGCAUUUAGUUGACAUUUAUCAUCAAGGUAUGCAUAAAAUCUCGAGAGAAAUUGCUCCUCCUUAUAGAAUUCGAAGUUAUGUCAUCUAGUUUGACAUUCUCAGACAUUGUCACUGAGCCUAAUGUGCCGCAGCCAACAUCCUGCAGGAAUGGUGUGCAAUAAUGCUUGAUUAGUCACUAGGUAGUAACAUAUUUGCUCUUUGUUUAAAUCUUUAUUGAUAGUCGAACUAUAUCAAUAAAGUUGCAAUAAAAUCGCUAAUAUUACUGACUCAAAAAUAACAUGCACUAUGUUAAAGUAAUAGAUGGUUAGGUGAUCAUUCAAUAAAUCCGUUCAUUUUAGUCAUUCCCGACUUCAUCGAUAGACAUUCUGUAAUAAAAUUUAGUUAAACCAAUAAAACACUGAUUAUUCUCUCGUUUUUGACCGUAAUCAAAGUGAUUUCAAUAAAUGUUAUCAAUAAAUAUCUUUUAUAAAAAUAUAAUAUAGCCAUUCGUAGUUUCUUAAUUUGCAAAUUUAAGAUCAAUUUCAUGAAAGAAAGCUUUUUAAGUUUAACACGUCCUGUAUUGUAAGCACCUGAAAAACUGAAUUCCUGACUACUUCGUAGUCUUCCAAAGUCUUUGACUCUUGAAAUAUGAAUAAAAAUAUGAAGCCGAAAUUAUAGAAUAAGUUAUAUUCGAAAAAUAAGAUUAUAUACAGAAAAUAAGCGAAUUUAUAAGAUUACUAUCACCUUGAAGUUCUAGAACCUCUGGUGAUAGACAUUAGGAUUGUCGAUGAGUUUGUGAAUUGUCCAAUUAACAUUUUCGUGGACGUUAACACUGUUGAAUGCCGGUUCAGUUGUCUAGAGUUUAAGCGUUCACGAGCGUGACCGAAGGUCCUGGAUGCUCACUGCUCAGGAGUCCCACACUAGGACGAAACGGUCGUCCAGUACUCCAAGGUUCUUAAUGGUGGUCUAGCAUUGAUCGAUCCAUGAUCUCAAUCAUAAGAUUUUAUAAACUUAUUAUUUAGUUUUGUGAACUGUGCAUAGAAAAUUUCAAGAAUAUGCUUACUGAUUAAGCAUUUCGACCAGCGUUUUUUUAUUGAUUCCUACAUACUUUUACAAGAGAUCAUCAUUGACUUUGAUAACUUAAAAAUCAAUUGAAAUGUAAGUCUAUACUCGAUAUCGUCAAGGUUCAUAAUCAAGUGACUAUAAUUUCAGUCAAUAUAUUAACUUUAUUGAAAUCAUGAGCCGAUCCAACUUAGACAAAUAUGGGAAAUCUUGAGACAUUGGAUGGUCAUUUAGUCCUAGUACGAAGUCCUAGUAAGAAACCGUGAUCAAUGAAGUUAUACUGUCUCUGAUGUGAAAAAGUUACCUAAUUAAAAUGACAUAAGUUUGUCGUUCAGUAUUCCAAAUUGAUCGAAGUUAGAUGGAUGCCGGCUCAGUGAUCUAGAGGUUAGUCGUUAGUGCACAAGAUCUAAGGUUCUAGAUUCCAUUCCCCGUUGCGGGGUUGUAAAUGUAUUAUUAAGUAAUCCCUUACUAGGACGAAACAUUCAUCUAGUGCUUUCACGUUCUCAAUGAUUGUCUAACUAAUAUCAGAUCAUGAUAAAAAGUAUGAAAGUUCACCAAUCUCUAAAAAUCCAGUAAGUUAUUUAAAGAAGAAUGUAUUUGUAAAAUCUCAGCGAAAGAAUUUGAAGCAGAUCCAACCUUUCGCCUGGCGAUCUGAUUCAAGCUCUUUCAAGGAGAUAUUUCCAUGUUUAAUUCAAUCAUAUUGUUAACUUGUCUUUAUUCUUGUUUAACAUUAUAUAACAAAAAUUGUCUGUUUCAAACCAAUCAUAGUUUAUUUCAAUUUAUUUCUAAAACUACAACCACCACUCCCUCAUUUGUAGCACACUGACAUCGGUUGUUCAGUUCUUUUUUCUCAGUUUGUACGAUUCAUCCAUUAAAAUUUCAUAUGAUUCUUAAUACACACAAAUAUUAAGUUUAUCAAGAUUAGUAACACGUUUAAUUCUUCAUAUGAUAUAUGUUGACAACAAAAUAAAAAUGAUUUCCCAAUUUGUACAAGAUAAAACAUAAUAAAUAGUAAAAUGUUUAUUUUUAUUUUGUAUCACUAUAACUAUGUAAUCGAUGGGCUUAAUCUUAGUUUCUUUGUUUCUCAUCUAUUAUCGAUUCCUACUUGUCUGAUAUACGCAUAAUAACGUGUAUAUAUUUGUGAAAACAUCUUUUUUUGACAAGCAAAUGAAUUAUACCUUCUUUUUUUGUCCGACAUGUUAAACCUAAAAGCAAUAUCUUAAUUCAUCCAUUUGUUGUUAGGAUACUUUUUUUUUUCUUAUCGACUAUAUUACACAUUAAUGUGUAAAUAUGUAUAGGACAUGUUUCUAUUCACAUUAAUUCAUCUAUAAUACAUAUACACAAACAUACACAAUAUACAUAUAUAGACCAAGAAGAGAUUCAUAAAACUAAAGUUGUAAUUUAUCAAUGAAAUUAAUUGUUCAUCCAUUAGAGAGACUGAAUUCGAGAUCAUCAUCAUCAUCAUCAUCAUCAUCAUCAUCAUCAUCAUCAUCAUCAUCAUCAUCAUCAUCAUCAUCAUCAUCAUCAUCAUCAUCAUCAUCAUCAUCAUCAUCAUCAUCAUCAUCAUCAUCAUCAUCAUCAUCAUCAUCAUCAUCAUCAUCAUCAUCAUCAUCAUCAUCAUCAUCAUCAUCAUCAUCAUCAUCAUCAUCAUCAUCAUCAUCAUCAUCAUCAUCAUCAUCAUCAUCAUCAUCAUCAUCAUCAUCAUCAUCAUCAUCAUCAUCAUCAUCAUCAUCAUCAUCAUCAUCAUCAUCAUCAUCAUCAUCAUCAUCAUCAUCAUCAUCAUCAUCAUCAUCAUCAUCAUCAUCAUCAUCAUCAUCAUCAUCAUCAUCAUCAUCAUCAUCAUCAUCAUCAUCAUCAUCAUCAUCAUCAUCAUCAUCAUCAUCAUCAUCAUCAUCAUCAUCAUCAUCAUCAUCAUCAUCAUCAUCAUCAUCAUCAUCAUCAUCAUCAUCAUCAUCAUCAUCAUCAUCAUCAUCAUCAUCAUCAUCAUCAUCAUCAUCAUCAUCAUCAUCAUCAUCAUCAUCAUCAUCAUCAUCAUCAUCAUCAUCAUCAUCAUCAUCAUCAUCAUCAUCAUCAUCAUCAUCAUCAUCAUCAUCAUCAUCAUCAUCAUCAUCAUCAUCAUCAUCAUCAUCAUCAUCAUCAUCAUCAUCAUCAUCAUCAUCAUCAUCAUCAUCAUCAUCAUCAUCAUCAUCAUCAUCAUCAUCAUCAUCAUCAUCAUCAUCAUCAUCAUCAUCAUCAUCAUCAUCAUCAUCAUCAUCAUCAUCAUCAUCAUCAUCAUCAUCAUCAUCAUCAUCAUCAUCAUCAUCAUCAUCAUCAUCAUCAUCAUCAUCAUCAUCAUCAUCAUCAUCAUCAUCAUCAUCAUCAUCAUCAUCAUCAUCAUCAUCAUCAUCAUCAUCAUCAUCAUCAUCAUCAUCAUCAUCAUCAUCAUCAUCAUCAUCAUCAUCAUCAUCAUCAUCAUCAUCAUCAUCAUCAUCAUCAUCAUCAUCAUCAUCAUCAUCAUCAUCAUCAUCAUCAUCAUCAUCAUCAUCAUCAUCAUCAUCAUCAUCAUCAUCAUCAUCAUCAUCAUCAUCAUCAUCAUCAUCAUCAUCAUCAUCAUCAUCAUCAUCAUCAUGGCCACUGAGUUCAUCAAUAGCUAUCAUUCAACAGUGUAUUCAGUCGAUGGAUAUUUCAAUAUCAAACUAA
This is a messenger RNA of Schistosoma mattheei, 4174 nucleotides long. Lineage: Eukaryota; Metazoa; Platyhelminthes; Trematoda; Strigeidida; Schistosomatidae. The record is from the annotation of a GenBank genome assembly.